UUCUUCUGCGUUUCCUCUUCUUUCCAAACAAACAGCUUCUGAGCUCAGAAAAUGUUCCAAUAGCGGGGCAUUUCAAGCCAUGAAAACCUGCACUUUUAGUUGUCUUUUCACCAACUUUUGGACUUUAUGAGAUCAAUGAAGGCGGAGACCUCCGUUUAGCGUCAAGAAGGAGCGGAUGAGCGGCGGCUUGCCCGCAAAUGACCAGAACCCUCCUAUUCUCUCUGUAAUGGACGACGACAUCCCGACAUUGAAGCCUAGACUCAUCCAGAAUCAGAAUGUCGUCCAUCGUCUGGAAAGACGAAGGAUCUGCUCCGGCAGACCUGGAGCUCACUGGUACCGAGUACGCUGCUUUCAUCAGAACCUGUUCCCCAACUUCACUGUGGUCAACGUAGAAAAGCCCCCCUGCUUUCUCAGGAAAUUCUCACCAGAUGGACGAUGCUUCAUCGCCUUCUCCUCUGAUCAGACGUCCUUGGAAAUAUAUGAAUAUCAGGGCUGCCAAGCGGCCCAGGACCUCCUGAGGAACCAGGAGGGAGAGACUCUUUCCACCGACCAACGCUUCCUCAACAUCAGAGGCCGGCUGUUUGAGCGCUUCUUCUCUUUGCUCCAUGUCACUAACGUGGCCUCUAAUGGCGAACACCUUAAUCGGGAGUGCAGUCUAUUCACAGACGACUGCCGCUACGUUAUUGUGGGUUCAGCUGUUUACGUCCCAGAAGAACCGCCGCCGUACUUCUUUGAAGUGUAUCGCAACAAUGAGUCUGUGACUCCAAAUCCACGAUCUCCCCUGGAAGACUACUCCCUUCAUAUUAUUGACCUCCACACGGGUCGACUGUGUGACACCAGGUCCUUUAAGUGUGACAAGAUCAUUCUGUCGCAUAAUCAGGGUCUGUACCUCUACAGAAACAUCCUGGCCGUGCUGUCUGUCCAGCAGCAGACCAUCCACGUCUUCCAGGUAACUUCUGAGGGAACGUUUCUGGACGUAAGGACUAUCGGUCGCUUUUGCUACGAGGAUGACCUCCUAACUUUGUCGGCAGUUUACCCAGAGGCUCAGGCAGAGAGUCAGCCCGGCUUUCCGCGGCUGUACACUGACAAAACCAUAAACUCUCUAAAGCACAGACUGCUGGUUUACCUGUGGAGAAGGGCGGAGCAGGACGGAAGUGCCACUGCCAAGAGAAGGUUUUUCCAGUUUUUUGAUCAGCUGAGACGGCUGAGGAUGUGGAAGAUGCAGCUGCUGGAUGAGCAUCACCUCUUCAUCAAAUACACCAGCGAGGAUGUGGUCACGCUCCGAGUCACCGACCCGUCUCAGCCGUCGUUUUUUGUGGUCUACAACAUGGUUUCCACCAAGGUUCUGGCCGUCUUCGAGAAUACAUCGGAUCAGUUGCUGGAGCUCUUUGAAAACUUCUGCGACCUCUUCCGAAAUGCAACCCUGCACAGCCAGGCCGUCCAGUUCCCGUGCUCCGCCUCAUCCAACAACUACGCCCGGCAGGUCCAGAGAAGGUUCAAAGACACCAUCGUGAACGCCAAAUAUGGCGGCCACACGGAAGCUGUACGCCGGCUGCUCGGUCAGCUGCCCAUUAGCGCCCAGUCGUACAGCAGCAGCCCCUACCUAGAUCUGUCACUCUUCAGCUACGACGACAAGUGGGUGUCUGUGAUGGAGAGGCCCAAGACCUGUGGAGACCACCCCAUCAGGUUUUACGCUCGAGAUUCCGGUCUGCUAAAGUUUAAGAUCCAGGCGGGGUUGCUGGGACGGCCGGUGAAUCAUGCCGUUCGCCGCCUGGUCGCCUUCACUUUCCACCCGUUUGAGCCUUUCGCGAUCUCUGUGCAGCGCACCAACGCAGAGUACGUGGUCAAUUUCCACAUGAGGCACAACUGUGCGUGAUCACUGCUGCUACAGGACUCGGAGGAGCUGUUGGGUUUCUUUCAGCAGCUGAUGGAAACCGUCCGCCAAACACUCCAAGUGGCUGCUCCUCUUCUCCGUUUUUUUAUUUUUUACCAUCAUACUGUGGUCACUCCACCUCUGCCCCCACUCCUCUUCCUCCUCAGCCAGGAGGCAGCAAUCCACCUUUUCCUUUUCUACCUCCUCUUUCCCCCUUUCUCUCCAGAACAAAAGAGGAGCUGUGGGGAGGAAAGGCUGGAAGAAGUGUAAAUGGAUAUGUGGAGAGAGUGAUUGAUGUGGCAUGGAGGUGGAAGCCGCAGGUAGCUGGACCUCUUAGAAGAAACCAGAGGUGUUUUCUUUUUUUUAUUCUUGUCAGAAAAGCUUAUCCCAUUGGUUUUCAACUGGCUCUCCAGCAAGUCUACCUUUUCUUACACAAAUUGAGUGACCUGGGCUAUUUCUUUUUUUAUGGUUUCUACCUUUUUUUUUUUUUACAUUUUAACUGUACAUACUGUGCACCAAUAAAAUAUUUUUAAAAGCUUUGUGUUU
Messenger RNA from Oryzias latipes (Japanese medaka), 2419 nucleotides. It is a transcript of the gene det1, whose product is annotated as DET1 partner of COP1 E3 ubiquitin ligase. The record is from RefSeq and is a predicted model, not a curated record. Gene Ontology annotation, cellular component: nucleus; cullin-RING ubiquitin ligase complex. Gene Ontology annotation, molecular function: ubiquitin-like ligase-substrate adaptor activity; ubiquitin protein ligase binding. Gene Ontology annotation, biological process: positive regulation of proteasomal ubiquitin-dependent protein catabolic process; protein ubiquitination. Lineage: Eukaryota; Metazoa; Chordata; Actinopteri; Beloniformes; Adrianichthyidae.